AGAGGAAAAACGCCGAACGGAGACAAAGGGCUCAAAUGUGAGUUCCCGCGACCAUGAGAGGCUCUCAAAGAACAGGUCCGCUCGAGCCACGGACCAUGCCCUGAGGUGAGGUUCCCAUCGCCCAGGAUACUGCCAACAGACAACCUAGGAAGAGGGGGCAGAAAAGAUGUCCGCCUCGGUAGGGCCCCAAGGCGGCCCGCGCCCACCCACCGCGCCGGCAUCCAUGCACGAUAUUCCGGACUUGAGUCACCUCACAGAGGAAGAAAGGAAAAUCAUAUUGGCAGUGAUGGCUCGGCAAAAGGAAGAAGAAGAGAAGGAGCAAGCCAUGUUAAAGACGCUCCAUCAGCAGUUUGAGAGCUAUAAGGAACAGGUAAAGAGGAUAGGGGCAGAGACCAAACAGCAACAGACCACCCACAAGGACGAUGCCCCGACCUGCGGGAUCUGUCGCAAGACCAAGUUCGCCGAUGGCUGUGGACACCUCUGCUCCUACUGCCAGACCAAGUUCUGUGCCCGCUGUGGAGGACGGGUGGCGCUGCGCUCCAACAACUGUCUCAUAGGGAAGGACAGGGUGAUGUGGGUAUGCAACCUGUGCAGGAAGCAGCAGGAGAUCCUCAUUAAGUCAGGGGAAUGGUUCUCAUCAGGACCGAGGGCCAGGCCGCUAAGCCUGGGCGCCCCUGCUGUCCGUCCUGAGGCUGAUGUGGGCAGGAAGCCACGCCCCAGGUCGCAGGCCCCAGCCGGCACCGACUCCACCACUCCUAGUAACGCCCAGCCACCCAGCAGUGGGCCUGUGGGACGGGCCAGGGUGGCGGGCACCAUGCCGGCCUUACGAGCACGCAGCGAACCUCCACGAGAGAAGAAGAGGCCAGUGUCCCUACAUGAGCAGAAUGGCAAGGUUAUUAUCCGAGGUGAUAGGAGGGUGGGACCAGGCAGGCAACCUUCUCAGGCUUCAGAGGACCAAGCCCCAGGCGGGAGGUGGGAUGCCAAACGUCUGGAGAAAGGCCAUUCGCACGAGUACAUCCACCCUCAGAAUGAUCCUGCCCACUGUGACCAGAGGAGGAGGCAGGAAGAAGAGGAGCAGGAGCGCCAGCGUCGGGAAGAGGAGUACCAGGCGCGUUACCGCAGCGACCCCAACUUGGCACGCUACCCCGUCAAACCUCAGAAAGAGGAACAAGAGAUGCGCAUGCACGCCAAAGUUUCCAAAAUGCGCCAGGAGCGUCACCACAGUGACCUGGCCAUCAACGAAGUGGGACUAGCUCAAGAUGGAGGCGAAGCCCCAGGUGGCCGGCUAAGCAGGAGAGCGGGGUCUGGAGAUGAUUGCAAAGCGCUUUUAGAAAACCACCGGGCAUACUCUACAGACAGGACCGUGGGGGGGGGUGGCGCUGGCGGACACGGACCCGUUCAGAAACCUCGCAUGGGCCCCACGGGCCCUCCAGACCUCAGGGGUGGACAGGACUGGAACUCCAAGGGCCACCUGGAGCCCAAGUCAAUGGCAUUACUGCACAAGACCAAACGGGAGAAGGCGGCGGAGAGCUUCCGGAAGGAUUCCUCCCUCAGCUCUGACCAGUCGGAGUGUCUCCGGCCCCCUCCUCCCAGGGCUUACAGGCCCAAGCGAGGUCUCAACAAGAGGCAGAUGUCCAUUAGCAGCUCAGAGGAGGAGGGUGGGUCUACCCCUGAGUACACCAGCUGCGAAGAUGUGGAGAUUGAGAGCAUGAGCGAAAAAGGUGAUUGGGACUGCCAUCCUCUGGACCCCACUGUGUGGCAUCAUCCGGUCACCUGGCAGCCGUCCAAAGAGGGUGAUCACCUGAUCGGUCGAAUCACCCUGAGCAAGCGCUCGGCUAUGCCCCAAGAAGCAGGGUCCCUGCUGGGGCUAAAGGUGGUUGGCGGGAAGAUGACAGAGACUGGGAGACUGGGAGCUUUCAUCACCAAAGUAAAGAAAGGAAGUCUCGCAGACGUUGUUGGCCAUUUACGAGCAGGUGAUGAGGUGCUCCAGUGGAAUGGGAAGGCAUUGCCAGGAGCAACCAAAAAAGAAGUUUACAACAUCAUUUUAGAAUCACAGGCUGCACCUCAAGUUGAAAUAGUUGUUUCAAGACCAAUUGGAGACACACCAAGAAUUCCAGAGAAGUCACAUCCUCCUCUCGAAUCUACUGGUUCCAGUUCUAUAGAUGAGUGUCAGAAGAUGGAUCGCCCCUCUAUCUCUGUAAUGUCUCCCACCAGUCCUGGAAUAUUGCGAGACCUCCCUCAGAUUCUACCAGGCCAACUUUCAGUGAAGCUGUGGUAUGACAAAGUGGGCCAUCAGCUUAUUGUCAACGUCUUACAAGCCAUAGACCUGCCAAGUAGACCGGACGGCCGUCCACGUAACGCUUAUGUUAAAAUGUACUUCCUUCCGGACAGGAGUGACAAGAGUAAGCGGAGGACAAAGACAGUGAAGAAGACGAGGGAACCCAAGUGGAACCAGACGUUCCUCUACUCGCACGUCCGCCGGCGGGACUUCAGAGAGCGCAUGCUGGAACUCACCGUGUGGGACCAGCCCCGCGUGCAGGAGGACGAAAGUGACUUCCUUGGAGAGAUCCUGAUCGAGCUGGAGACGGCCCUGCUGGAUGACCAGGCGCACUGGUACAAGCUGCAGUCCCAUGACGUCACCUCCCUGCCCCUGCCUCGGCCCUCGCCCUGCCUGCCUCGCAGACACGCCCACGGGGACAGCCCCAGCAAGAAGCUCCAGAGAUCUCACCGCAUCACUGAGAGUGAUUAUGAUGAUGUGAUUACGAUAGUCUCUCAAGCAGCGGAGCGGAGCUCCCGGGAGAGGGACAGGAGCAGCAUGCUGGCGGUGCCUGAGAGACAGGCAGCAAUGCAGCACCGCUCACGUUCCGUUUCACCACACCGAGAGGACCAGUGUAGAGCUCGCUCCCGCCCAGCACACGUGCCCACGCAGAGGAGUCUGGAUGAAAUUCAUCAGAAGCGUCCCCAUUCCCAUUCUCCCACUCCGUACUACAGCUCCUCGCAGGAGGCACGGUCCGGAGACUCGGACUACGACUACUCUGAGGAGAGUGAGGUUCUGGACGUGCACAGGUCAAUCCGAGGUGGAAGUGCUGAGUGCCUGCACACGAACAGUGAUCUUCAGCCAGCGCUGGACAGAGUCAGGAGUGCCAGUACCACCUGUUUGAGGCCAGACGCUGGCUUCCAUUCUUCUGAAAGAGCACAUCCGCAUGGAGUCCAUUCCUCUCCUGCAGGGUCUCCCUUGUCAGUGCGCAGGGGCAGACAAUUACCCCAGCUUCCUGCGAAAGGCAGCAGUGCAGAGCAAGCUCUGGCAGUAGAGGAUCGAUCUCGUCAUUUCAGUCAGAUGCGAGUGUCGCCUCAUCGGCUGGGCUAUGCCAGCUCAGGCCACGACCAAGAUGUAGAGCUCAAGAACAAGAGAGACAUGUACAAGCGGAGUUGCGACAACAUGUCAGCGAGGUCGUCUGAUAGCGACAUGAGCGACGUGUCGGCCAUCUCGCGGGCCAGCAGCGCCUCCCGCCUCAGCAGCGGCAGCUACAUGUCUGUCCAGUCCGAGCGGCCACACGGACGUGUCAGUCGGCAGGCGAGGGCGAUGGGCCGCAGCAUGCUGAAGAGCACAAGCGGCGACAUCACCGGGCCGGAGCGCACGGACGGCAGCCAGUCGGACACGGCGCUGGGCACGGUGGGUAGCGGUACCAAGAAGAGACGGUCCAGCCUCAACGCCCGCUUUGUGGCCAUCGUGGGCAGCCGUCGCUGCCGCAGUACGUCUCAAAUCGGCCAGACAGAAGCAUCCAAUAAGAAGUCAAAGGGAGGUGGGACAAUUCAGCGGAGCCAGGAAACAGGCAUGGCCGUGGAGCUCCAGCGGAACAUGAGCAGACAGCCCAGCCGCGAGUCCAACAAUGGCAGCAUGACCAGCUACAACUCUGAGGGAAGUCCGAUCUUCCCAGCUGUGAGGGUGGAGACUCGGUUCAGUGACUUCCUGGAUGGGCUCGGCCCUGCCCAGCUGGUUGGCCGACAAACCCUGGCCACACCCUCUGUUGGAGACAUCCAGAUUGGUAUGGUGAACAAGAAGGGCCAGCUGGAGGUGGAGGUGAUCCGUGCCCGUGGCCUCCUUCAAAAACCCGGCUCCAAAUCGCUCCCUGCUCCCUAUGUUAAGGUGUACCUGCUGCACAAUGGGGCGUAUGUAGCCAAAAAGAAAACAAAGAUCGCACGGAAAACACUGGACCCCCUGUAUCAGCAGACCCUGCAGUUUGAAGAAGGCCCACAGGGUAAAGUGUUACAGGUAAUUGUCUGGGGAGACUAUGGACGAAUGGACCACAAAUCUUUCAUGGGAGUAGCACAAAUCCUACUGGAGGAGCUGGAUCUGGCCAGCAACGUGAUUGGCUGGUACAAACUGUUUCCGCCCUCUUCCUUAGUGGACCCCACACUUGCCUCGUUGACUCGACGUGCUUCCCAGUCGUCUCUGGACAUUUCACCGGGUCCUGGGGCUGUUCGGUCAUAGAGGACUGAUGUAAAAAGCACACAACCAGAGAGAUACAGUACAGAUGAACCUACAGGACAACAAUCACAGGCAGACAGAAAAUGCGAUGAGAAAAAAAAAAAACACCACAAAGCUUUGAUGAAAUCUGACAAUCACUCCUGUCACUUAUGUUGGGUUCGUAUUGUUUUUUAAUCUCUCUUGUGUGUGUAUGAAAAUAACACCUGGACAUUCUGCCCAUUUUGUUCGGCCAAGAUGAAAUCGCCUACGCACAGACUGACACAGAUUGAAAAAUUAUGGCUUGUGGGAAGCACUAAUUAAAUGCGAUUCGGAGAGCACACUACACCUGGGUGAUUUUCAGUCAAGUCAUCAUUAAAGACAGGUACCCUGGAUCAGUUUAUAACAGAGCAUUAGAAUGUAUGGACCCCUCAAAAAAUGUCAACCUCUGACCAAGGGGUUGUGGGGUCUGGAAACAGAAAGGGAUGCUCUCUGUAUAAAAGGUAAAAAGGUAAAAAUGAAAUGUCAAAGGUCAUGACUUUUGGGAAGUCGUCUGGGCAUGCGGGGCCUUUCUUGGUGCCCUAAGAUGUGGUCCCUGUCCUUUGGGAGGUCUUGUUUUCGUAUGUUUACCACUGCUGAGCGAGACCGUGCGCUCCUGAAGAUUUUCUCUGUGUUUGUUUAAUCUUUUUGCAAAUUCGUUUCAUACCUCUUGCACACGACUUUUAAUGGGAUCUUUGUUGUCUGACAUACUGUAUGCAUGGUGAAAACGAUACAAAGAAUAAGGAAAAAGAAUUGACUGGAAGAAAAGAGUGUGCAACAAAAGCACCUUUAUGACUGCACAGACUGCAUUUUGGCUCCUGUAGUAUUUUUUAUUCACAGUUAGUUUGUGAUACGGUUUUCUAUCA
Electrophorus electricus (electric eel) is the source of this 5370-nucleotide messenger RNA. The record is from RefSeq and is a predicted model, not a curated record. NCBI's taxonomy places the organism in Eukaryota, Metazoa, Chordata, Actinopteri, Gymnotiformes, Gymnotidae.